AUGACAGAAUUUACCAUUCCUGAAAAUUUAUCUUCUAAAACCUUUUGUCCACGUGCAAUAUUUUGGACAAACAUAACAUUACUUGGCUUUAAUCCUUCAAUACAUGCAACAGGAUCUUAUUCCGUCAUCAAAUUCGACCAAAAUAUGUUUACUCAAGGUCCAAGUAGUGUAAAAGCUAUGGAAAUUAUCAUUUGGUUUCUAUUUAACGAGCUGGAUAGUGAAUUAGCAGAAACUAAAUUCUAUAAAUGCUGGCCGAUAAUAGGUUUAGAAGAUAGUAGAGAGUUUCGAUCUUUGGCUUAUAAAUGGUUGGAACAAUUAAGGAGAGAGAGAUGUUUUGUUGGUGGUGAUAAUAUUGUGUUAAGGAAAUCUAUGUUUGAUGAAUGUGAUGAUGAUAGAUUUUAUAAAUUGAUGAUGGUGUUUUCAAAUUAUGUUUUAAAAGAAAAGUUGAAAAAAGAAUUUCCUGAAUUUCAAGCUCAUUUGAUUGAUUUCGAGUCAGUUAAAGAACAAUCUCUAGAAUUCCAGAAAAAUACAUUAAUGUCGCAUAUUAAGAUACAAACUGAUAAAUUUUUAAGCAAUACACAAAAAAGAGUGGCAAUUCAUGAUCAAUGGAAAUCAUUAGCUGAUAAUAUUACACAGCAAUUUAAGGAUAUAGUAAAUCAAAAUAAUGAACUAGAGAAAAAAUAUAGUGAAUUAUAUAAAGGAUCAAGUUCAUUUGAAGUAUUUGGUAUAGUUUCAGUUGAAGAUCUUGAAUCCAUAAAAAAAGAAUAUUUGCAAGAAGUUCGUUCAUUAUGGAAUAUAUGUUUGGAUUAUAUCAAGAAGUCUGAUAGUUAUCAUGAAUGUGUUGAUCAUAUUAUCAAUGAUAAUACCAAUAAAUAUAAAUUGGAUGGUAAUAAUAUUAAUUUAAAAGUUCCCGAAAUAAUAAUUAAAAAAUGGGAAAAUCAAUUUCAAUUGAAGAUUAAAUCUAGAUUAAAAAGUACAAAAAUUGUGAAAUUUCGUCAUUUAAAUUUAGAAACUGUUUCCAGAAAUUCAAUGUUACAUGCGCGGGUGGAUUCCGCGUAUUUAAAUGGUCCAUCCAUUCUUAGAAUAUUUUUAUGGGAUCAAGCGUAUCAUGAAAAUAUAUGA
This is a messenger RNA of Entrophospora sp. SA101, 1122 nucleotides long. NCBI's taxonomy places the organism in Eukaryota, Fungi, Glomeromycota, Glomeromycetes, Entrophosporales, Entrophosporaceae. The record is from the annotation of a GenBank genome assembly.